CUAGAGUUCCAUGAGGACCCAGUCAGGCCUAAGAACAGUGAAUAGUGCACAUGGCUGUUGUCUGCUUCAACUUAAACCAUCUCAGACUUUAAAUUGAUAAAAGUGGAGCUUGGAUAAGGCUCAAUAUUUUCAUUUAUAAAAAAGUGCCCAACCAUUCUAUCAAAAUUUCACCCUCAAAGUCAGAAGACAGCGGCAACAUGGUAGAUAUCCAGCCGCAAAAAAAGCGGCGGGUCUCCAUGUGCGUAGGAUGUGGAUCACAAAUCCAUGACCAAUAUAUCCUCAGGGUUUCACCUGAUUUGGAAUGGCAUGCGGCAUGUCUGAAAUGUGCGGAUUGUCAUCAGUUUUUGGAUGAAACUUGUACAUGUUUUGUAAGGGACGGUAAAACAUAUUGCAAGAGGGACUAUGUCAGGUUAUUUGGAGCGAAGUGUGCCAAGUGUAAUCAAGGGUUUAGCAAGACUGAUUUUGUGAUGAGAGCUAGAAACAAGAUCUAUCACAUCGACUGUUUUCGUUGUGAAACAUGUGCUAGACCUUUAAUACCCGGUGAUGAAUUUGCUUUGAGAGAAGAUGGACUCUUUUGCAAGGCUGAUAACGAAGUUGUGGAAAAACCUCACAUCACUUCGAACGGUACAGGUGCUGCUAAUGGAACCAAUAUGUCCGGUGGUGCAAGUGGCAAUACAGGUCUUCAGAUGGCGGGUAAGGUUGACAAUCUGAAGCGGAAGAGAAAAGUAAGCUGCGUUAGAACAAAUGCCGAGCCAAUGCAGAACAAUAGGAAUCGGGAUUCGGUACGUCCCCAAGUUCAUAAACAAAAUUCAGAGCACAAACCUACACGGGUCCGAACGGUGCUGAAUGAAAAGCAAUUGCACACAUUACGCACUUGUUAUGCUGCAAAUCCUCGUCCGGAUGCGUUGAUGAAAGAACAAUUGGUAGAAAUGACUGGACUGUCUCCUAGAGUAAUACGUGUUUGGUUUCAAAAUAAAAGGUGCAAAGAUAAAAAGAAGAGUAUUAUGCUAAAACAGAUGCAACAGCAAGAGAAGUUUUUGAUCGUCUCCAUGUCCGAGUCUGAUUCAUCACCCCAAGCUUCACCGGAUGGACGACAAUUGACACUAGGUUCUAUGAGAGGUGUUCCAAUGGUAGCUUCAAGUCCCGUCCGACACGAAAGUCCUAUUCAGCUAAAUCCCAUAGAAGUACAAACCUAUCAACCCCCUUGGAAAACAUUGGCAGAAUACGCCAUUCAACCAGACAUAGAUCCUAGCGCGCCUCAUUUUCAACAGCUUGUUAGUCAAAUGCACGGAUAUGGCGAACCAGAUCCAACUCAGCACGUACCGGCAUCGGUUCCACCACAGAUUCCCGCAUACCUGGCAGGAGCUGAUGAUCCAAUGCAUCAACCUCCAAGUAACUUGUCCUCUCAUUUGCCCGGAACACCUUCGGAAUUAUCAAGUCCAACGAGUGAAUGAUGCCAGCCAAAGUGCCGGUCGCAUUCGAGACCGGUUCAUCGACGUCGCCAUUCAACCGUUCGCCAAUCUACAUGAUUAAAGAACCAGACGAUGAACAAAAGUCUGUGAUUGACUGAUUCGUGCCAAUUAUGAAUUUGUCUUCUCACUUCAGGAAUCGACCAAAAACAAAGAAAAGAAAAAAAGAACAAAAAACAAAAGAAAAAAAAAUUUAAGAGUUAAAGUAGGAGGGUGUGGAUUUCUACCAAGAACAAGAAUGAAGAAUUAUGAAUUGGAUGCGUGAAUGUGUGGUGCCUGAUUGUAUGUGAAAUUUUCCUUUUAAUUUUUUUUUGUUUGUUUAUUUGUUUUUCCAUUGACGUUUCGCAAAGAAUGCUCAACAUCAACAAAAGUCCGAAUCGAACAAAAUCUUUGCAGUUAUCUAUUUAAACUGUUCACCAUUAUAGGGAAAAACAAAGAAAGGGGAAAGAAAGAAAGAAAAAAAUAACCCGAAAUGUAAGUGACAAGUGUGGAACUUUUUAGCUGUGUGUUGAGUAAUCAUAUCUAGUUGUGUCACCUGUGAAUCUAAUGUGUCAUUAUGGUGAAAUAGUUCUCAAGUCAAACGUAAGAGAGGCGACCAGGUGUCGUGCCUGUCACCUGUAUAUAGAAAAUGGACCAGAAUGGACCUACCUCCCUGCGGCACUUUCAGCACCGCUCCAAUACAUGUCCUUACCCAUAGACUGUCACUUGUUAGCCCUCGUCUCACAAAUGACGUAUAUCUGACCUUGUACAUCCAACAAGUAGAUUCUAUUAAAGUUUAGUAAAAUAUAUAUUACGAUAUUGUGAAUUCU
Centruroides sculpturatus (bark scorpion) is the source of this 2278-nucleotide messenger RNA. RefSeq names its product insulin gene enhancer protein ISL-1-like (gene tup). Gene Ontology annotation, cellular component: nucleus. The coding region runs from base 198 to 1454 and encodes 418 amino acids. Gene Ontology annotation, biological process: neuron fate specification; positive regulation of transcription by RNA polymerase II; axonogenesis. Gene Ontology annotation, molecular function: cis-regulatory region sequence-specific DNA binding; DNA-binding transcription factor activity, RNA polymerase II-specific. Lineage: Eukaryota; Metazoa; Arthropoda; Arachnida; Scorpiones; Buthidae. The transcript is spliced from 7 exons. The record is from RefSeq and is a predicted model, not a curated record.